Molecule: messenger RNA, 1650 nt
Organism: Cladocopium goreaui
Lineage: Eukaryota; Dinophyceae; Suessiales; Symbiodiniaceae
Source: the annotation of a GenBank genome assembly
AUGAGGCACCGACACGGCGCUGACCUCGCUGCUGAGGCGCGGCUCUUGCAGCGUGGGCCACGGCGUGGCGUGCGCCUGGCGGCCGGGGAGUGGGAGAUCCCGGGGCCGGGGUGGGAACGGUCGUUGCAUGCUCUGCUGCGCCACGUCAUCGGUGGCCUGGGAUGGGAUGAGUGCAACGACUCGCUGACUCCGGUGGCUGAUGCAGGCGACUCGGAGGCGCCGCGGGCGUCGUACAACAAGAACUCCUUUCCACGGAAUCUCUGCACCAUCCCAUGGAACCCAAUGAUCUCACCAGGCCGCACCGGCGGGGUGCCGUGCCUCUGGUUCCCGGCGCCUAAGGCGGCAUCGGUGGUGAUGUACUUCCAUGCCAACUCCGAGGACAUCGGAACGGCAUUCCACUUUGUGAAGCACAUGCGCGACCAGUUCAAGGUCAAUGUGAUCUCCAUCGAAUACCCGGGCUAUGGUCUUCUGCAGGGGAUCGAGCCUACCGAGGAGACCAUCUUUGAAGUGGCGCUGACGGUCUUCAGAUAUUUGGUGGAUGAUUUGCGGGUGAGCUACAGCUCCGUCAUCGUCUUCGGCCGAUCACUGGGCAGCGGUCCCGCCAUCUUCUUGGCCGCGCAAUAUCCGUUGGGCGGCAUGAUCCUGGUCUCUCCCUUCAUCAGCAUCCGCGCGGCGGCGCGGCACAUCGGUGGCCGGCUGGUGGCCUUCUUGUUUAGCAACGUCUUCCAGAACCAACGGAGGAUGGUGAACGUCUCAUGCCCCGUGCUGUUUAUCCACGGUGCCAGUGAUUCGCUGAUUCCGGUGGAGCACUCCAAGACGUUGUUUGGCCUCUGUCGCUCGCGGAAACUGCUGGUUACACCCGCCAAGAUGGAUCACAACAGUAGCAUGUUUAGCGAUCCGAAUGCCUUUGCUGUGCCGGCGAUCCACUUCUUCGGCUUUCCGGGUUGGAGGACUUUGACCCCGCCCUUCAUGCCCUUCGAUCUCUUUGAGGCGCAUCGAAAUGAAGAACCCGCUCUGAGAGACGGUUCGGGCAGAAAGGGAGAGGGUCCCGAGUCCUGGCUCUACAACUGCUGUGGCAAGUUGUCUGAGGAGACGAGCGAUCAAGUGCUGGUGAGACAGGAAAAAACACUCCAAGAGGAGUGCGUGCAGAACGACUACGCCUCAACCGCCUUCGCUGAGGUUUUACGUGCUCCCUUGUUGCCCCUGGCCCUCCGAGCAGCCUCAGAUGAGGAUGCCACCCUGGCCGAGCUCUUUAAGAGCCUCCUGAAACAGCUUGUGGCCUGGAUGGCGCACCGCCCAGCCACAGCGAGUCUCAGCAGCUUACGCGACGCGCUGCUGGAGUCCAUGGGGGAUCCCCUGAGCCCGGCGCUUCGCUAUACUGCAGCACAGUUCUUCGCAGAGCUCUUGGUGGCCCUUCAAGCAAAGCCGUCUUCGGCGAAGCGGCUGCUACAGUACCUCAUUUCUGCGGCCAAACACGUGGAUCGACGCACGCAGUUAGCGGCCCUGCGAGCACUACGUACGUCCUGGUGUUCCUUCAGCUGGGAACCAGAAGCAGAUUUGCCUGCCCUGGAUGUGAUGCAGGUAGUCAUCCUUUGCCUCCAAACCUCGCACGCUGAUGGAGCCGCGGGCUUUCCAGCUCAGGACGAGUGA